Messenger RNA from Cornus florida, 1251 nucleotides. RefSeq lists its product as uncharacterized. The coding region runs from base 1 to 1251 and encodes 416 amino acids. The transcript is spliced from 4 exons. Gene Ontology annotation, cellular component: plasma membrane. The record is from RefSeq and is a predicted model, not a curated record. NCBI's taxonomy places the organism in Eukaryota, Viridiplantae, Streptophyta, Magnoliopsida, Cornales, Cornaceae. Gene Ontology annotation, molecular function: protein phosphatase regulator activity; protein phosphatase 1 binding.
AUGGAUCCAGUCUUAUACAACGAAGCCAAAGAGGGAAAUGCUGAUUUCCUCAUACAAAGAGUUGAUCAACUUGAAGUCCAGGUGACCCCCAACAAAAACACAGUCCUCCACAUCGCAGCUCAAUUCGGCCAAACACAAUGUGUGAAAGAGAUCUUACAGAACUGCGGUCACUCACUGCUUUGUUCUGUGAAUGUCAGAGGUGAGACUUGUCUUCACAUUUCAGCAAGGGAAGGACACACCGCCACAGUACAAGCACUCAUUGAGUAUGCGAAAUCAUUGGAAGAGGACCCCGAAAGCUGGAGUGGAGCUACAAUGGAGAUGCUCAGGAUGAGGAAUGCGGAGGAUGAGACGGCCUUGUACGAGGCUGUUCGAAAUAAUCAUCUUGAUGUGGUUACAAUUUUGAAGGCAGAAGACCCUAAGUUUUUACAUCCACCCAACAAAGUUAAGGAGACUCCACUUUACCUGGCUGCCCAAGGACGUCAUCUUUCUAUUCUGUCCAAAAUUUUGGAAAAUAUCAUUUUAAAAGCAUACAUUCGUCCAAAUACUAAGUCAUCACUAAUCAAGCAAGGAGACGUAUAUGGAUGGAGACCACUUCACUAUGCUGCAUGGUUUGGUGAUGUUUCAGCAGUUAAACAGUUAAUUAAUUGCUUUGGUGAAGAUGUCCGUAUCUUGGUCUUCAGUCUUGCAAUACUUGAUUUGAAUCUCAUCCUCUUCCUCUUCUUCUUGAAUUUCUUCCUUGCCACUUCUUUAAUUGCAUUUUCAAACCUCUUCGGCUCAAUAACACAAAAAUUGCAACUUGCAUACACAUCUCGAAGACUUUUCAUUCUUCUUGGAGUUGAACUUGGAGAUGAGGAAUUUGAGUUUGAUGGAGAAGUUGGGAUUGAUUGUGCCUAUGAUGGUAACGAUGGGCCAAAUCAAGGUAUGGCAGUUUUAAUAAGACGAGCAGCUUUCAAAGUAUUUGUUGUGGCGGAUGCUAUUGCUAUGAUCUUUUCCAUUAAAGCUCUAUUUACGCACAUAUCUGCAUCCACUUAUGAAGAUGAAGAUAAGCGGGCUAAUGGCUUUCGCAACGCUCUUGCAACCAUUAUAUGCGCUAUUGGAGCAAUGGUGGUUGCAUUUAUGACUGGCUUUUAUGUUGUGAUGGCACAUUCAUUGGUCCUUGCUAUCAGUGUAAUCGUCAUCUGUUCCCUCUUUCUUCUGAAUGCUUUAAGUUGGUUCAUGGACGCAUACCUUGCAGUAGCUGUUGACUUUUAA